AACUUAAGCUUUAAAUUAUUAACAACUGAUCCCUUAGCUAUCACGUGAUUUAAAAUCUUACGUUAAACUUAUCGACAUCCGGGCAACUGAAAGUGCGCGUCACACCGUUGAGGGAGGUCGCCAUAUUUUACAGCGCAGUGCUUAGAAUUUAGUUUUGACUCAUGGCAAUGGAACCUGCACCCGCUGUGGCUCUGCGCCGUCCGUUUGAUCCUGCGGCACACGAGUUGGAUCCUAAUUUCCGACUUACAAAGUUUGCUGACCUGAAGGGAUGAGGGUGUAAAGUCCCUCAGGAAGCACUGCUCAAGCUUCUUGAGGGACUCCAACAGGACAGCAAUGCCCAGGCUCAGGAACAGGCGCAUUUCCAGUAUGUGGCCCAGAUCCCGCGCAUGGGGAUUGGUAUGGAUGCAUCGGUGACACCACUUCGACACGGUGGUCUGUCUCUUGUGCAGACAACAGAUUUCUUCUAUCCAUUGGUAGAUGAUCCCUACAUGAUGGGCAAGAUAGCUUGUGCUAAUGUAUUGAGUGAUCUCUAUGCAAUGGGAGUGACAGACUGUGACAACAUGUUGAUGUUACUGGCUGUCAGUCAGAAGAUGUCAGAAAAGGAGAGGGACGUUGUGGUACCUAUGAUGAUGAGGGGCUUCAAGGAUCUAGCUGAGGAAGGAGGAACUAGUGUAACUGGAGGUCAAACUGUGAUGAACCCGUGGUUAACUGUUGGUGGUGUAGGGACAACAGUCUGUCAGCCAAAUGAGUUCAUCAUGCCAGACAAUGCAGUGGUCGGUGAUGUUCUAGUUUUGACUAAACCUCUAGGAACACAAGUUGCUGUCAAUGCCUACCAAUGGUUAGAUCAACCUGAACGCUGGAACAGAAUAAAACUUGUUGUCACAGAAGAUGACGUCCGAAAAGCCUACCAGCGUGCAAUGUUUAGUAUGGCAAGACUUAAUAGAACAGCUGCAAGACUAAUGCAUAAGUUCAAUGCCCAUGGUGCAACAGAUGUGACAGGAUUUGGCUUGCUGGGUCAUGCCAAGAAUCUGGCGUCCAUCCAGAAAAAUGAGGUUUCUUUUGUGAUCCAUAAUUUGCCAGUCAUUGCAAAAAUGGCGGCCAUCAGCAAGGCUUGUGGGAACAUGUUUGGUCUUCUCCAAGGACAGUCAGCAGAAACCUCUGGGGGCCUUUUGAUAGCAUUGCCAAGGGAACAAGCAGCAGCCUUCUGUAAGGACAUUGAAAAACAAGAAGGUUAUCAGUCAUGGAUCAUAGGUAUUGUGGAGAAAGGAAACAGAACAGCACGCAUCAUCGACAAGCCUCGAGUCAUUGAAGUACCUGCCAAAGACCGUGAAGGAGAACUUUGGUAGCCAAUGUUCAAACUUUUAACCAACUGCAGUCAUGUGUAUAUAUAAACAUUCCUUCAUUAAGCGCCUUUAUUAAGACAAUUUUAUUCUCAAAAGAAGACUUAGUUCUUUUGUCUUAACAGUCUCCACACAGAUUGCAUUGAAACAUAUGUCUUCAGUUAUAAAGUGUUUUCUAACACAGACUAGUUCUUACAAUUU
Molecule: messenger RNA, 1541 nt
Organism: Ruditapes philippinarum (Manila clam)
Lineage: Eukaryota; Metazoa; Mollusca; Bivalvia; Venerida; Veneridae
Product: inactive selenide, water dikinase-like protein
Exons: 8
Coding region: 387-1346 (319 amino acids)
Biological process (GO): L-selenocysteine biosynthetic process
Cellular component (GO): cytoplasm
Molecular function (GO): ATP binding; selenide, water dikinase activity
Source: RefSeq, a predicted model, not a curated record